Messenger RNA from Nelumbo nucifera (sacred lotus), 2543 nucleotides. RefSeq names its product ABC transporter G family member 8-like. Gene Ontology annotation, cellular component: membrane. NCBI's taxonomy places the organism in Eukaryota, Viridiplantae, Streptophyta, Magnoliopsida, Proteales, Nelumbonaceae. Gene Ontology annotation, molecular function: ATP binding; ATP hydrolysis activity; ABC-type transporter activity. The record is from RefSeq and is a predicted model, not a curated record. Gene Ontology annotation, biological process: transmembrane transport.
AAGGCCAAAACAUUUUAAUUCCCUUCACCUCUUAUCUUCCACAAGUUUACAUUGCAAAGCCAUGGAACAAAGCAAGACAGCCCUACACAUUCCACUCUUUUUACCCCAACUCCUCUCCCUCCACCCAUCACCACCAUCUCCACCACCAGAAGCGCCAUUACCACCACCACCUCCAUGGAGGAACAGUCAAUACCUUCACCACCACCGCCAUCACCAUCUCUGUCACCCUCACUAAAAACCUACAGACUAACAGCUUCUUCGAUCUCAUACACCAAGUUCACCACCAGCAGCAGUGCAGCAAAUUUCAUCUUCAAACCAUGGAAUCCGUCUGCACCUACUUACAUCCUCCGAGACAUCUCCUUCACUGCCAACCCAUCUCAGAUCCUCGCCAUUGUUGGUCCAAGUGGUGCCGGCAAAUCCACUCUCCUCGACAUACUGGCAGCACGCACCUCACCAACACAAGGAUCUCUUCUCCUCAAUUCUGCGCCUGUCGACCCCUCCUCCUUCCGCAAGCUCUCAGCCUAUGUCCCUCAGCACGACGCAUCACUCCCGUUACUCACCGUCUCCGAGACCUUUGCCUUUGCUGCUCGGCUUCUCAUCCCCAACUCCUCCAAAAUUGCCUCCACUGUGGACUCUCUUCUCUCGGAGCUCCGGCUAUCCCACCUUGCACAUACCCGCCUGGCUCAUGGCCUGUCAGGCGGUGAGCGUCGACGGGUCUCUAUCGGUCUCAGCCUCCUCCAUGACCCGGCUGUGCUGCUUCUCGACGAGCCCACUUCAGGACUGGACAGCACGUCAGCCUUCAACGUAAUGCAGACUCUCCGGUCGAUCGCCGCUUCGCGUUGCCGGACUGUAAUCCUCUCCAUACAUCAACCCAGCUUCAAGAUCCUCUCCACCAUUGACACCAUUCUCUUACUAUCAAAAGGGACAGUUGUUCACCAUGGAACACUGUCUUCACUGGAGUCCUUCUUAAUCUCCAAUGGCUUCACGGUCCCUCCGCAGCUCAACGCGCUGGAGUACGCAAUGGAGAUACUAAACCAGCUUCAAGAGAGCAAAGAGGCCACCACAUCACCAGCAAUUCCUGCGCCCCCUCGCGAUUCGUCAGCUUCUCUAGAUAACAAUGACAAAGGAGGGAUCAGAUACAAGAGUUCAAGGCUCCAUGAGAUCUUCACCCUUUCAAACAGGUUUUGGAAAAUCAUCUACAGAACAAAGCAACUGUUAUUGACAAACACAUUAGAAGCUCUGGCUGUGGGUCUUGUCUUAGGCACCAUCUACAUUCAUAUUGGGUUUGGUAAGCCAGGAAUAGAGAAGAGAUUCGGCCUGUUUGCCUUCACUCUGACCUUCCUCCUCUCCUCCACCACCGAGACUCUACCCAUCUUCAUUAACGAGAGGCCAAUUAUAUUAAGAGAGACGUCGAGUGGAGUGUACAGGCUCUCUUCGCAUCUGCUAGCUAACACAGUAGUCUUCUUGCCAUACCUGCUAGCACUGGCGCUGGUCUACUCAGUCUCGGUCUAUUUCUUAGUGGGUCUCUGCGCAACUUGGCAAGCCUUCGCCUACUUUGUCCUGGUUAUAUGGGUUGUGUUUCUCAUGGCAAAUUCGUUCGUUCUCUUCCUGAGCUCGCUCGCUCCGAACUACAUCGCCGGAACGUCGCUCGUAACAGUGAGCUGCGGCGCCUUCUUUCUCUUCUCCGGCUACUUCAUCGCAAAAGACAGCUUGCCCAAGUAUUGGCUCCUGAUGCACUACUUCUCCAUGUACAAAUAUGCCCUUGAUGCUCUCCUGAUCAACGAGUACUCCUGCCUCGUUUCCAAGUGUUUGAUAUGGUACGAAGAGAACAAGACAUGCAUGAUGACCGGCAGUGAUGUAUUGGAGAAGAGAGGGCUCCAUGAAAGCCAGAGAUGGACCAACAUAUACAUCUUAGUUGGAUUCUUUGUGCUGUACCGUGUUCUUUGCCUGGUUGUUCUGAUCAGAAGAGCUUCGAGAUCGAAGAAAUAAAACUAAUGGGCAUUAUUGAUGAAGACCCCACUCCAACGUACUCUGGUGUCGCUUUCUUGAUGGGUCAUGUGAAUGGGUUCUGAGUUUCCAUAGAUAAUUUUCUUCUUUCUUGAAUUCAAUUCAUCAGUGUGCAACAUUAGUUACUAACGACUGAUGUUUUGAUGACAUGUGAAGCGUAUAAACAGACAACAGAAACCGGUUUUCUGAACUAUUUUUUGCCUUUUUCUCCACCCUACGGCCUACCUCUCUCACCUCUGCCGAUGGCAACAGGACUCAAUAUAACGUCAAAGGCAAUCUGAGAGUACAGAAAUGGCGAUAAUAAGUGGCUAGCUAAUUGAUUUUACGGGACCUAGCUAGACUCUAAUCUAGGGUUUUAUUUUAUUUUUUUUAACUGAGGGUAAUGAUUCUCGGGGAUUUCCAACCUGUAAUGAUUCUCUGUGUACAAAUGAGUGCACAAAGGGGGCCCAAAAAGCAGAUUGGCUCUUAAUACUCGUUUGUUUUAGAUGUUUGGGACACACCAUUUGAAGGGUCACUCUCAUGCCAGGGGUUUAUUC